UUCCCGCCAUCUCUCGAAUCUUCCAGAACAUAAUGCCCUAAAGCCCAUCUUCCUCCCCCUUUUUAUUCCUCCCGAAUCCUCUCUCAAAACUCAACAGUGUUAGAACCAAGAAACACAAACAAUGGAUGCAAGAAUCUUCCGAUUGGAGAAUCCCCUCUUCUCUGCGCUGCAGCACCUGGUAGAAGACCAGCCGGGCGAUGUAGACAAAGCCCUCAACGCCCCAACGAGGACCUAUGUGCGCGACGCACGAGCAAUGGCUUCAACGCCGGCCGACAUAAAGGAGCUGCAAUCAGCCUACAAAUUCGUACUCGAUAUGCCUGGAGUGAAAUCCGGCGAGAUCAAGGUUCAGGUCGAGGAUGGCAACAUGCUCGUCAUUACGGGUGAGCGCAGCCGGGAUGAGGACGACAAGGAAGGCAACGGUAAGUUCAUUCGAUUGGAACGAAGGGUGGGUAAAUUCAUGCGCAAGUUCUCUCUUCCGGACAACGCAAAUCUGGAAGCGAUAUCUGCCGUCUGCCGCGAUGGGGUUCUGACCGUAACCGUGCAGAAGCUGCCGCCGCCGGAGCCCAAGAAGGUGAAGACAAUAGAGGUCAAGAUUGCUUGAAUCGACUUGUUUGUUUGAAAUCCUUGGCUUUGUUCGACUGUUUUUACUACGUGUCUGUUGAUGUUUUGUGUUUUGGCAUUGGUCUGAGAUCGGAUUCUUGUAAUCUAGUCUCAUUCCGACCGGGUUUUGUCGUUCUGUGAUUGUUCGUAAACAAUUUUAAAUCGUAUGAUAUGAUAUGUUGCGAUGUUGCGCUUUUUUA
Molecule: messenger RNA, 800 nt
Organism: Phalaenopsis equestris
Lineage: Eukaryota; Viridiplantae; Streptophyta; Magnoliopsida; Asparagales; Orchidaceae
Product: 17.3 kDa class II heat shock protein-like
Exons: 1
Coding region: 122-601 (159 amino acids)
Biological process (GO): response to hydrogen peroxide; protein complex oligomerization; protein folding
Source: RefSeq, a predicted model, not a curated record